AUGGUCCUCGCAGCCGCACGUGCCUCUGAACAUCAGCGCUUGGAACUAGUGGCCACUUUGGACGCCAUGGCUUCCCAGAGUCGUACUUUGCCCGUGCUGGUCGCCGCUGCCUGCUGCGCCGCCGUGCUGCGCAGCUUCUGGGCAGCGAGCCCGCCGACGUUCGUGGCACCGCAGCAGAGUGUCCACAUGGGCUGCCAGGCGCUGUCGAGCGGUGCUCUCGCCGCUGGGCAAGUGCCGGCCAUCGUGAACACCGUGCCAGCACGCCCAGGAGUCCCGGCACACUUCAAGGUGACUCUGGAGACGCCAGAUGGCGAGCAGUCCUUCGAAUGUCCGGAAGACGUGUACAUCCUGGAUCAGGCUGAGGAGGAAGGACUCGAGCUGCCUUACUCCUGCCGCGCCGGCUCUUGCUCCAGCUGCGCCGGCAAGGUCCUGUCGGGCGAAAUCGACCAGAGUGACCAGGCCUUCCUGGACGAUGACCAGAUGGGCGAUGGCUUUUGCCUGACUUGCGUGACUUAUGCCACCUCCGAUGUGACAAUCAAGACCCACUGUGAGGAUGAGCUGUAA
Messenger RNA from Symbiodinium natans, 564 nucleotides. NCBI's taxonomy places the organism in Eukaryota, Dinophyceae, Suessiales, Symbiodiniaceae. The record is from the annotation of a GenBank genome assembly.